ACUUUUGCAAUUUAGUUCCCAAGUGGACGGGACUCCACGAGACCGCGUCUUUGUGCGGGGCAAUUCAAGUUUAAGUUGUUGGUGUUGGUUUCAAGAUGGAUAGGCCUAGCACUAGUCGGCAGUCUAUUGAGAAGGUGGAAAUGUUUGAGGUUCGGGAGCAUGUGCCGUACCAAGCCGAGCUGACGCGAGCUCCCGCGGCCUACGACGAGGAGAGUGGGGAUGUGUAUGACUCCUCGUGGACGUCCGCCUUCCGUGCCAUGUGUCAGCUCAUCAACCUCCUCCAUCACAUGCAGGUGGCCAUAGUAGUGUUCUGUUUGUGGCACUUCGCUCUCACUGCAGAAGCUAAUGGAACCAUCAGUAACUUGGAACUGCACAUCAUUUUUGCUGGAACAGGCUACCAAUUCUUCCUGGUAGAAGCUAUAUUGACCCUGCACAGACACAAUUCCUGGUCGUUCCAACUGUCGAAGGAUGGCAAACGGAUCGUGCACGGAUGCUUGCAGCUGAUCGGAUCGCUAUUUGUGAUCGCUGGCACUUUCCUUGGACUGGCUAGAGUCGAUAUGGUUAUAUCGACAGCUCAUGGGAUUUGUGGUGUCAUCGCGUUAGCAUUCACACUAUUGAGUUUCAUCUCGGGCAUCAUAGCACUAUUUUCAGCUAAAGUCCGGAUGAUGGUUAAAAGUGGACCCGUCAAAAUCAUCCAUUUAGCAGUGGGACUCUUCGCUGUAUCCAUGGGCCUGAUAACUAUGAUUUUGGGAUUCCAUAUGGACUUCUACGCAGCCUCCCGAGAAGGACUAUCAUCAGCCCUCAUAGUAUUUUCCGUGUUAAUAUUAUUGUACAUUAUGAUCCAGCCUAUUUACGACUUGAUAUCAACUACAAAAAAAUCUAUGUGACUAAUGAAAAUACAGGGCUCUCCAGAUGGUCAUAGUAAUGCGUAGUGUAAAGAUAUAAGAUAAGCCAAAAUGACGAGUCUAUAGUGCUGCCAUAUUAUCUCUUUCGGUGGGCAAAAUUGGAACUAGGAACUAAAACUUUAACAGUAAUUUAUUCCACUAUAAAAGCGAUACUACUUAAAAAACUGAUCAGAUAAAUUGGCAGGGCUAUAGGAAUUUUAUUUUUAAGUUAGUUUUAAGCAUUAAUUCAUAAAUCCACAGAUCCACGAAACAUAUAGAUAUCACAAUCAUAAACAUUUUCAUACACUUCAUAAAUUCAAAAACGUAUCCACAUUCCAUAUUCAUGUGUAUGUGAGGAAAGUGUGAGUUUGAAGAAAACCGGUUUUUAUACGUAAUUUCAAUGUUACGCAUAAAUAAUCCCCGAUUAACUUUUUAUUAAUUUAUUACAAUGACAAUAACUUAUUAUUAGUUAAGUAUCUAAUUAUUUUUAUUUUCUAUAAAUUAAUAAGUACCUCUACCAUGAGUUUGAAGCAAUAGUAUUUGUCGAUAGUCGUUAGCGACGACGUAAAUUUUUUGUAUGGCAAAUUUUACAACGCCUCUACCGGUCACCUGUGGAACUAAAAUUUGCUAUACAAAAAAAUUACGUCGUCGCUCGCGAUUAUCGACAAAUAGAUACUAUUAUUGCUUCAAACUCAUGGUAGAGACUAGAGAUACAGAUUAUGAAUUAAUAUUUAAGUCCCUACUUACAUCGCGUCGGUAGGUCCUGUAUUAUUAUUUUUAUAUUCUUUUAAUUUUAAGAAUUAUUCUUAUUUUCUUUUUAGGUGCUUAUAUUGUUAUUUUCUUAUAAUAAUAGUAAGUUUAACCUAAUACAUGCAUGUAUGAGUGUUAUUAAUUUAAUAAACGUUUAUAAUAAUCCAA
Molecule: messenger RNA, 1802 nt
Organism: Spodoptera frugiperda (fall armyworm)
Lineage: Eukaryota; Metazoa; Arthropoda; Insecta; Lepidoptera; Noctuidae
Exons: 3
Coding region: 96-887 (263 amino acids)
Molecular function (GO): transmembrane monodehydroascorbate reductase activity
Source: RefSeq, a predicted model, not a curated record